Molecule: messenger RNA, 6537 nt
Organism: Carassius carassius (crucian carp)
Lineage: Eukaryota; Metazoa; Chordata; Actinopteri; Cypriniformes; Cyprinidae
Gene: quob
Product: quattro
Exons: 23
Coding region: 312-6254 (1980 amino acids)
Molecular function (GO): guanyl-nucleotide exchange factor activity
Source: RefSeq, a predicted model, not a curated record
UCUCUCUCAAGCACUUUACAGUCGAGACAAAACAACGCAGUGAGUCGACGACAGACCGCUUGACACUUUACAUUUCUCAGCAGACGUCGUACUCUUGUACAAACUUCCAGUAACUUGCUAAACAAUGGAUCUGAUCUGCUAUAGUCCAGAUCUACCAGCCGUCUCAAACCGGACAGCAUGGAAGCACCUCUGGAUGUGAGACUAUCAUGGGAAUUCUGCCAUUACCAGUGAAGAGCUAAACUGGGCAUUUUUCUCUGCUGGAGGCACAGAUUAUAGGAUGACAACUCAGUAGCUGUGAUUCAGUCGUCAAGAUGAACCCUUCCUCUCUGGACUGGUCCAUUCAGAGCGCCCUGUCGUCUCUUUUCCCUCCGUUUGAGGCUACCGCUCCUACUGUUCUCAGCCAACUCUUUCGCACCAUUGAGGAACGUUACCAUGGAGAUGCACUGCAGUGCCUGCUGAACUUCCUUAUCCCAGCCAAACAUAUCCUAGAGAGUGUGCAACAAGCAGCCUGUGCUGCAUACUCCGAUGUGCUGUUCCAGUGUGAGGGUUGGCCAUUGUGCCUGAGAGAUCGUGUGGUGAUCCAACUCGCCCCCAUCAACCCUUUACUUCUCCGACCUGGAGAUUUCUACUUGCAGGUGGAACCUUUUGGUGAACAGUCAGCCCGAAUCGUCGUCAAAAGUCUUCUUGUGCAGGAAGACCUACUGGGGCAAGAGAAUCUGGUGCUGCAAGCCGGUUCCAGGUUGCUGGAGGGUACUGCAAUUGAGGGGACUCCCAUUCCUGAGACAUCUUAUCCAUGCAUAUUCACAGAGUCUUGGCUAAGGGAAAUAAAUGAGGGACGUCAUGGAAAUCCUUUGUGUCAGUGUGUGCUAUCGUCUGAUCAGGGGGUUGUGAAAGUACCCUGGACUGAAGUUGCCAACCCAGAAUUCCUUGACAGGCCCAAAUCUAACAUCUGGCCUGAAACAAUGCCAUGCUCAACACCAACUCUCCGUGUGAAAGAUCUUGAAUCUGAGAUUUCGAACGAGUCACAGGUACCUAUAGGCCUUUUACCACUUGAGAUGGAAACUAGGAUCCUUCCAACUAAUGAUGGGAUGGUGGUUUCCGUUCAACUAGUGGACGGUGGCAACAGAUUGGUGAAGGUUGACCAAGGACAUCCAAUAAGCAGUUUUGCUGGAAAACCUGUAGGCUGGGUAUCUCCUAAUACCUGGGACAGCAGAAACAACCGAGAGCUGGAAGGAGAAUAUGUGGAUCUUUUAGAGUUCAACAAGGAGAAAGAUACUUUGGUCCUCAACAAUAUAGCAAUGCCCACAAAACCACUGGGUUUCAAGUUAGUCAGGACAACUCAACCUGCCCCAAAAAGUAUUGUUAACCUGUGUGGAGAGGACUGCAAUCCCUGUAUGCAAAACAAACCACAUGAGAGCAUGCAAAACGAUCCAGAAUCCAAAUGCAGGUAUCGGCAGUCUUAUAUGGCAGCUCUCCGAAACCCUGUGAAUUUUGAGAGAGCAAGUAUGCUGCCUUCCUUAGAUGAAACAAGGACAGAUGUAGAGGAGGUUGAGCCAAGCUGUGGGGGAUACGGAGUUGGCCUUAGACUUAAACCUUCGAGUUGUACAUUUGGCCAGACACCAAACCAAGCAGACAGAAACCCUAUGCAAUCCUUUGAUAACUCAGUCCAACAAAAGCAAACCCCAAAGAAAUCAAGUCAGAGCAUACCUCAUGACUGUAGUUCAAGAGAGAAUGCGGAGUCUUCUGACCAACAUAUGACCCAACAGAUCCUUAGCAUGGUCCAAGCAAGACAACAACACAAGUCAUUACUCACAGGGCAAAAGGAUCUCCAUCAGACUGUACUAGGAACUAAGGCACUACCCGACAAAAGGCAACACUCUUUUAGACAAGAUUCGUUUCAAAUGAGGAUUAGCGGCCAGAAACACACUAAAACCCAACACUUACCCAAAAUGGGACUUAGGGCUUUCCCCGACCACAGUGGUCACAGACAAGAUGCUAAUCUAUCUUUGCAGGGUUUCAAUCCAAUUCAGCUAACACAGGCCUCCAAACAAACACCUCCUCUAUUUCAACCCCAGUUCAGUCAUAUCCUGUUCCAAAAUGAGAACAGACCUUUGGAUUACAAAGUCUUCUGUGAUGACAAACACAGUGGAAGAGGCCCAGAUUCACCUGUACAGGUGAUCAAAGGUAAAAGCAGGUCUAAAGCCCGAUCAUCCUCUUCAGUCUCCGAAACAACUAAAGAGCGUCUUCAAUCGCACAAGCCAACCAACAGAAGCCGCAGUGAUGUCUAUCCAGAGAUCAUUCCCAUGUUGCCUUCUAUCAAGGGAAUAAAACACACAGCUAAUUUGGUGUCCCCAAAAUUAAACAGACAGCAAGAAGCAAGAAAGGAAGUCUACUCAUCUGUAAAGGCUGGAACUCCAUCUGUUAAUGGAGUAGAGCUCCAGAAAUCAGACACUGAUCAGCUCUUCACUGGCCAGCCUGAGAAUGGAGUUCAGACUUUAUUUUCCCAGGACCCCACAAUCAAGAGCCUUCUCCAGCUAGGCAUCAUCUGUCUACCGGGAAGUCGUGACAGAGCUGGCCGGGCUGUGGUUGAGGUCUACGGGGGCAGAAAAGGCUGGCCGUCCACUCAACUUUCUCCUCAUGAGUUCUGCAGACUUUUGCUCUAUCUGCACUCCAUUCCCAGGAUGGAGGUCAGAGAGCUGGGGCUGACUGUAGUGAUUGACAGCAGGAAGUGCCCUCUGCCCUCUGUGUUCUACAAAUCCCUGCUCAUGGUUCAGGAGCAGGCCCUUCAUGCAGUGCACACUAUCUUGAUGCUUGUUGAUAAAGAAACAAAUCCUCGACUGGAAAAACAUCCUGGUCUACAGAUAGAUGUUGUGAUGUCACUAAAAGCUCUCCAUAAGACAGUGGAUGGACAGCAGAUGACCUCUGACCUUGGUGGAUCCUUCCCUUACAGUCAUGAACACUGGCUACAAUUUUACCAGAAACUUUCUCUCUUUCAACUCGACCUACAAGCAGCAUCUUCAUUACUGCAGACAGCAAUCAGGAGACUUGAUGUUAAAAAAACGGACACUGCAAAAGAUGUCCAGUCCUGCAUCCAGCAGCAGAGGAGCUCCAUGAAGAUGGUGCUUGAAGACACACGAUUGGUCGCCCUCCAGAGAGAAGGCGGGUCUAUUCUGGCCAGGAUCAGGAAGGAAGAGUCUCGAUUUGCUCAGUCUGAAGACUUCAGGGACUCUCUGGAGUCUGUGACGUGUCUGUAUAACCAGGUGGAAGAGGCCGUUCACACGCUAGUGAUGAAAUCCAACCAGUCACUGCAACAUCUCGAACAUGUUCUUCUGCUGAGAGAAGCAGAAGACUCGCUCAGCACAAUCCAAAAAUGGUGUGAUGCAGAGGAGCAGUCAUGGCAGAAAGACAAAGAUGACACCGAGAAAACUCUGCUGAAGAUAGAGCAGAGACUAGAAGACGUUCAGUCUGUUCUUAUACAAGCGAAGGAGAAAAAAGAAAAAGCGAUGUUGUUGAUAAAAGAAGUGGAGAGGAAAACCAAAGGAACGGUCUAUCCUGAAGAUGAGGCUUUUGCUUGUAACGUCACCACUUUCAAAACCAACAUGACCGGGUUUCUCUUGAAAGCUGAGGAGCGUAAAUCUGAGCUGGAGACUUCUGUCGAUCUCUAUCGUUUCUGUGAAGAGGCCUCAUCUCUUGUCAAAGAGUGCAUGGAGUAUCUAGAACACAGCCAGAGCACAAACUCUCCCGAGUGUGUCUGCUUGAGCACACUGAAGGCUUUUGAGGAGCGUUUCAAAGACUUCUCGCCCCAGCACUUUCAGGACAAGAGCUCAGCGCUGCUGGAGAGGCACCCGGAUGGGAUAUGGAUGUGGAAUGCAGUCUGGGCUCAAUGCCGAGACAUCAGACAGCGGCUCACCGAGAUACUGCAGGCAUAUAGAAAUCAAACGCCUCUGGGAUCGCCACAAAAGGACAGCGCGGCGCACUUGAAAGGACCAACCCUGAGUGCAAUCACAACAAGCCUUGGAGAAAAUGAAGGCGACCCCCAAAUAAACCCUACUGGCAGUCGUACAGAGACUCAAAAUAGUCUUGUUAAAGAGACAGUGACGCAUUUCCACCUUCACUGUGAGCCUGUGACGAGAGAAACAUCACCGUCUUCAAACUCUGACCCAAUAAUGACCCAAAGCACGCACAAAGAACUGUAUCUUCACCAGUCAUUCAAACCGAAAGAGGAAGGAGGACGCCAACAUUUCCACCAAAGCAGAAGCAAAGUUUCCACAUCACACAAGGAACCGACGAUGCAAUUAAAGAAGCGCCUUCGCAUAUACUCUCACAGCGACAGUGAUCUGAGAAAGUCAGGCCGGGUCACCGAGGUCAACCACUCGCCACAUUAUACAGCCCUGGUCCGCUCUCGAAGCGAAGGCUCUUGUCUGCCAAUCAUCAACUAUCAUGUUUCUGUUCGUAAGACUGCAGUCAAGCACAAAGACCAGAUAUGUGCAGCUUCCGGUCAAGAGAGUGACUCAAGCAGAGCAUCAUGGGAUGGACAGAGCUCUAAACUGUCUCAGCAGGACAGCAUCUGUUCUAGCGCUUCUGGACUGAGCCAAAGCGACUUCAGUGAGAAGAAAUCUGACGAGCAGAGCUUGAUUUCACCAGAUCUUCCAGUCUUCAGGCCUGACCUCAUGCUGGAUCACAGCAGCUCUGUACUUGUUGCAGAAGAGCACAUGGAUCCUGUCAGAAGGCAGCAAUGUUUCUGUUGCUCUCCUGACAGUAAGCUCCAGCGCAUCAUGGAGGAGCUGCUCCAGACGGAGAGAGAGUAUGUGAGAGCGCUGGGGUACGUGGUGGAGAACUACAUGCCGGAGCUGGAGCGUCCCGACGUGCCUCAGGACCUGCGCGGACAGAGAGGAAGCAUCUUUGGGAACCUGGAGAAGCUGCGAGACUUUCACCAGCAUCACUUCCUUCAGGAGCUGGAGCUGUGUCUGAAGGAGCCCUUCUCCGUCGGUCGCUGCUUCCUGAAACACAAAGAAAACUUUGGUCUGUACGCAUUAUACAGCAAGAACAAGCCUCGCUCUGAAAGACUGCUCAUCGAUCGCGGGAGAGAGUUCUUUAAGCAGAAGCAGCAGCUGCUGGGUGAUAAGAUGGAUCUGUCCUCGUAUCUGCUGAAGCCCGUGCAGCGCAUCAGUAAAUACGGUCUGCUGCUGCAGGACAUGCUGUGUGAGUGUGAGACCGGAGCACACGCAGGACACGAGCGGCUCGAGAUACAGACCGCGCUGAACAUCAUCCAGCUCCAGUUGCGACACGGAAACGACCUGCUCGCCAUGGACGACAUUCAGGACUGUGACGUGAAUCUGAAGGAACAGGGCCAGCUGAUUCGUCAGGAUGAGUUCCUGUUGACCUUCAGGAAGAAGAAAUGCUACCGUCACAUCUUUCUCUUCCAAGAUCUCAUACUCUUCAGUAAGACACGCAGAACAGACGUCGGGAAUGACACGUACAUCUACAAACAAUCCUUCAAGACAGCAGACAUCGGUAUGACCCAUAACUCUGGUGAGAGUGGGCUGUGUUUUGAGAUCUGGUUUCGAAGGAGGAAGUCUCAGGACACGUACAUCCUUCAGGCAUCGAGUCGAGAGGUGAAGGAGAACUGGACCAGAGACCUGGAGAGGAUCCUGUGGGAACAAGCCGUCCUCAACAGAGAGAUCCGUAUGCAGGAGAGGGUGUUCAUGGGAAUCGGUCAUAAACCCUUCAUGGAUAUCCAGCCCAGUGAGAUGGCCAUCAAUGACCGAGCCAUCAACUGCUCUCCCACAGGACGAGGUGGGAUUCCUGUCCUCCGGUUGAAUUCUCUUGGCUCGGCCAGCUGUACGUCAUCCUCUGGAAGCCAAUCCUCCUCCUCCUCUGGGUGGGGCUCCACAUCUCCUGUGGGUCAUGUGAGUGGAGGAGAUGUUGUCCGGUACGUCCAUGGGACAUCAGGGAUCCUGGAGGAAGAUGAUUUAGACCAGGAGAGCGGAAACCAGAGUACACUGGUGGAGAGUUCGGUGUCCUCAGGAGAAAGUGUUAGCUGCUUCAGCAGUUCUGGUCACAGCUGCUCGUCUGUGAUUGGUGGAGACUGUGACCACGCCCAAUCUGAGGCACCUGUCGUUGGUGUGAAAAAAGCGUGUGCCCACAACCACGAAUGCAGCUUGAAACCCACUAACCCAGCAGGCCAACCCACGGACCAUUCGUGCACUACAGUUCAAGGGACGAGCGUCAUAGGAAAGUCAACUGAAGUAUAGCCCAUCGUGUAUGGUUAUACUGUAAUAGCGUCAUGCUUUUAUGUUGUCAGGCCCAUUCUUUUCACCUUUUUACCUUUUAUACCUAUCAAUCCUGUGAAACUCUAAAAUAAAGUUUAUUUUAUUUAUUUAUUUCUGUGUGAGUGUGUGUGGACUAACUUUUAAAUGUUAAAAACUUAAAAUUUUUUAUCAUUUUUUAUUUCUGUUUCUGUUAGCCUUAUUGCGCAGAUGAUUAAAACACAAACAGUGGUGUAAUAGUUUAAUAAAAUUGCUUUGAUAAAAAAAA